UGUGUGGUAAAGUCUCGUACAAUACGCCGUGGUGUUCGGACGCGUAUUAUAUGUACCUGCAUCAUAAAUAGUAUAGACAGUGUUGAUAUUAAAUUGUUAAAGAGCAAACUUCAUUUGAAGAAUAAAAUUCAGUUCAACAAAAGUACUCGUUUCGCUCAUAAUAAUCGACAUUAUGGUGCAUGCAGACAAUGUAUCAUUAUAAUGUUAUUCAUUAGCAGCGCACGUAGUUUUUCAUAACUAACAUUUUUGCUGUACAUGUACAACAAACUAUCAAUAUUUUAAGUAAAUUUUGCUGCUAGUGAGAAUUUCUAUACGAAUAACUAGUCAUAUACAAAUGAGUGCGCGAUUAAUGUGUUUCUAACGUUGACUUAGUGAUCAAUCCAAUAUUAAAACAAGUUUUCAAAAAAUAAAUAUUUUGUUUGAAAACUGGAUGGUGUCUCAAUGAAAUGACUCAUCAUCAUCGUCAGUGUGGUGAACAAUGUGUAAAGCGAAAGAAGUUAAAUGACUUCUUGUAUCAAUCGGAAUAUAUAUAAUUUUGUGUCAGUUUUGAAUUAACAUUCAGUUAAUUGUGCGGUGUUCAAUAAUGUGACUAAUAAUUUUUGGAUUUGAACAGUUUUAGUGCCCGAAACAUCAAACACCUCUGAAGAUUAUUUUUUUCUAAAACAAUUUUUCGACGUAGAAUAAUCAAAUGAAUUCGUUCAUCAUGUUUGUCUCGGUCAUUGUGAUUACAAUAUUACUGCCAGCAUCCAUUGCUGGACUUGCUGUAACGGGAGCGAGAUGUGGUACAAAAGUUUGUGACCCGUUGCAGUAUUGUUCCAACUAUACCAAACAUUGUGAUAGUUGUGCGAAUAUCUGCGAAAAUUCGUCGCACAAUCUUGAUUUACAUUUAUGCGCUGAUGUGUGCCAAGAUUACCUUCACGAAACCAGAUACAUUAAAGCAGCAAAUUAUGCAGCCGAUAUACAGAAAUUGCAGAAGCAGCAGACAAUCAUUCUAAUUAUUUUAAUCGUUUUACUGAUUAUGUUCGUUGGAAUACACGGAUGCCAAUGCAUUCGUUGGUUGAGAAGGAAAGACUAUUUAUCGUUCGAAUAUCUGAAACGAUUCAGGGCCAGUACGCGUCGUGAAAAGCAACAACCAGCUCCGCAAAGUGAUUUUACGCAUGCAAAUCCACACACUCAAAGCCCUCAACAGAUGCGAAAGAACAAUGGAGCACGAUCCGUUUUCUCCAUAUCGGGUAAUGAGUCAACAGUACAAACGGUUUCAACACCAAUCAGUAGACAUCCAGCUGAGGAUAAUUUAGACUAUACAUACGACAAUGUGGCACUACAAAUGACUCCAGGCGAUAAACCGAAAACAGAAACUAAUUUUUAGGAUUUUUUUAUGUGAAUGAAAGGGUUAGGUAACCUAACUUGGGUCUUUAAGUGUGGCGAAUUUAGUGUGUUCUUGAUUAGUUCAUUGUACAAAAUAACAAUAGUUGAAUUUUUCUUUAAUUUAAUUAAUCAUUUGCGCGGGCAAGAACGAUUUUGUGAUUGUACUCUUAGGGAAAUAUUUGGCCGUCGAUUUUUACGACUCAGAUUUUGAAGCAUUUUUCAGUGAAACUUCAAUUUUCUAAAUUCAAACACAUUUCAAUACACCACUGAACUCUACAAAUACCAAAUUUGUAGUAAGUUCGUUCAUGCAUCAAAAAUACCCACAAAAGCAUACUAGUAAUAAGACAUGUAACCUUCGACCUCUUAACUCAAAAAACAUUAUUGAAGCUUAGGGCCUAAGCCUUUCUG
Messenger RNA from Bradysia coprophila, 1776 nucleotides. It is a transcript of the gene grnd, whose product is annotated as grindelwald. The record is from RefSeq and is a predicted model, not a curated record. NCBI's taxonomy places the organism in Eukaryota, Metazoa, Arthropoda, Insecta, Diptera, Sciaridae.